GUCCUUUUCGGAUGUCUGUGUGUGUUGCCUCGCAACUGCUUUACAGAGAAACAGAAACGAAGAUGGCGGACGUUGCUCCAGCGAAAGGGGAAACCAAACGGACCCGUGUGUUUUUAAACCAUGUAGACGCGUACUCAAGCAAGAAUAUCAGCAAAAUAUUAGCUCGCUCAGUUGUAGGAGCUACGGCAGAUGAGGAGGAAGUAAAUGACGAUGAGUCGCAAGCAAGUGGAGAAGCCCCCAUCCAGACUGAUGCCUGCUAUCAGAUUGUUGGCACUAUGCAGGACCCAACUCAACCUAAACCUAAUUGGGUCGAUGAGGUUUUUGAAUACAAAACUAAAGAGGAACUGCUCCCUCACCUCCUUGGCUGUGAUAUUGUGCUGUACGACAUUAAUGGACCUCCAGACCAGGUGGAUCAGGCAACAUGGGCAGUGUCAGCAUUGCAUGCAGAGCUUGAGAACUGGAGUGGACUAAAAGUGUUCAUCUGUAUGUCUACUAUCAUGACUUGGGCUCGUAGCAAGCCUUUAGACCCUGAUGACCCAGAGAUUCCAUUUACUGAAGAUGACUACCGCCGUCGCCGGGCCCACCCAAACUUCAAACCCCACAUCAGUGCUGAAAAACUAGUCAUCAAACAUGGCAAAACCAACAAAGCAAAAUUUAUCACUUAUGUGGUGGCCUCUGGGUUGACAUAUGGAUCUGGUGAAGACAUCUUCCACUUUUUGUUCAAGACAGCAUGGCAUGGCCAGAUGCCAGCCCUGCAGUGCUUCGGCCCUGGCGACAACAUUGUGCCUACUAUUCACAUCUCAGACCUUGCAAGCAUUGUGCUCAAUAUUUGUGAUCAGCAUCCCAAAGUACGCUACAUGGUGGCGGUGGAUGAGUCUAAAAAUACCCUGGAAGAGAUUGUCAAGGCUGUCAGCAUUUACUUGGGAACAGGAAAGGUCAAGAAGAUCUCCAAGGAAGAAGCACUGCUUAUCAAGGAACUGGAGCAAGCAGAUUUUGACAUGCUUCUUGUAAACCUUCGAAUGGAAGCAACAUUCAUUAAGGAAGGGAUGAAUAUUAACUGGGUCUCAGAGACUGGUGUUGUCGACAACAUAGAAAAAGUCAUCAAGGAAUAUAAGGAGACGAGAGGACUUUUGCCUGUGCGCGCCUGUAUCCUAGGCCCUCCUGCCUCUGGGAAGACGUUGGUCGUAAAACAGCUCUGUACCCACUACAAGCUUCACCACAUUAGAAUACAGAGUGUGAUAGAUGAGGCCAUUGAAAAACUGCAACAAAGUGCAGCUCGCGCAGACCAAGACAAUGAUGAUGAGGAUGACAUGAAAGCACAGGAAGACCAAGAACUGCUGGAAGCUCUGCUUGAAAGCAAGGAGCAAAACAAUGGGCGUUAUGAAGAUCAAUACAUUAUUCGAUUCUACAGAGAAAAGCUACAUUCCAUGCCCUGUCAAAAUCAGGGUUUUAUUCUUGAUGGAUAUCCCAAGACAUACGAACAGGCAAAAGAGCUCUUUGCAGCUGAAGAAGGCGAGGAGGCAGAAGACGAGUCACCCCUUGCCUAUGACAAGUUAACAAUGCCAGAGGUCGUGGUGUCGUUAGACGCAUCCGAUGAUUUUCUCAAGACACGUGUUAUGAAUCUACCAGAGAGUGUGGUCGCUGGGACUCACAAUACUGAAGAGGGGUUGAUGCGUCGUCUGUCCGAGUACCGCGCUGUCAACACCGAAGACGAGACUGUACUCAACUUCUUCGAUGAGCUGGAGAUCCACCCUGAUAAUAUAGAUAUUUCACAAGACUCCAACGACCCGAAGAUGUGUGCAACUGUGGAACAGAUAAAGAAGCUGAUGGGUGAACCGAGAAAUUACGGACCGACGCCAGAAGAGCUUGCAGAGAUGGAGAGAAAGGAAACGGAGAAAAGGCUGGAAAAAGAGCGUAAAGAGCGCGAGGAGCGAGAGCGCAGAGAAGCCGAGGAGGCGGCGCUACGAGCUCAGAGGGAGGAGGAAUGGCGUGUCCGGCUUCAAGAGGUUAAGAAACAGGAGCAAGAACUUCUUGAAAACCAGUCCAUCCCCCUGAGGAACUACCUGAUGAAGCAUGUGAUGCCCACGCUGACUCAGGGCCUCAUUGAGGCCUGUAAAGUACGACCGGACGACCCCAUAGACUUCGUGGCGGAAUAUCUGUUCCAGAACAACCCACAAAUUGAUUAAUCCGAGUGCCACCACUUGUACAUUUGUAACAUAGUCACCUGUCAUUAGUAAUGUGUAUAAUUUGGACAGAAGUUCUAGCUCUCAUCGCUUAUUAUAAUCCCUUUAUGUAAUGAAUUUUUUAAGGAGGGAACUGAAAUAAACCAUUAAAAUUUGCACAA
Nematostella vectensis (starlet sea anemone) is the source of this 2344-nucleotide messenger RNA. RefSeq names its product adenylate kinase 7. NCBI's taxonomy places the organism in Eukaryota, Metazoa, Cnidaria, Anthozoa, Actiniaria, Edwardsiidae. Gene Ontology annotation, molecular function: AMP kinase activity; ATP binding. The record is from RefSeq and is a predicted model, not a curated record. Gene Ontology annotation, cellular component: cytoplasm. The transcript has 20 exons. Bases 12 to 2186 code for a protein of 724 amino acids. Gene Ontology annotation, biological process: nucleobase-containing compound metabolic process.